Molecule: messenger RNA, 468 nt
Organism: Colossoma macropomum (tambaqui)
Lineage: Eukaryota; Metazoa; Chordata; Actinopteri; Characiformes; Serrasalmidae
Gene: nrn1lb
Product: neuritin 1-like b
Exons: 3
Coding region: 1-468 (155 amino acids)
Biological process (GO): nervous system development; neuron projection extension
Cellular component (GO): plasma membrane
Source: RefSeq, a predicted model, not a curated record
AUGAAUCAGCUGCUGUUCAUCUCACUCUGUCUCAAUCUCUGUUGUUCUGCAUUGGGUGCAGCAGUUACUCCUCUCUGUAGCUCUGUGUACAGGGGCUUUGCAGAGUGUCUAGUUACUUUGGGAGACAGUGUGAGCAGCCAGACUGACAACAUUCAGGACAUCAACUCCAUCUGCAAAUCUUGGGAUGCCUUCCAGGUGUGUGUGAGUGGUGUGCUGUCAGGUUGCCGUGGUGAUGCGGCAGAGGUAUGGGAGUCCUUAAGAGCGGAGUCUCGCCGAACACAGUUUUCUGGGAACCUUUACGAAAUGUGUGCCAGCCGCACUCAAGGUACCACCCUGAAACCUUCCCAGACUCUACCCAGUACUGACCAGACCAAUCAGGAGUCUUUAAAAGGACUUGCUGCAAGCAGAGACCACACCCACUCUGUGCAGUUGCUUCUGACAUGCAUGUUUCUCAUUUUGGUCCGAUAG